AUGGCAACGGUAGCUCGGCAAGUCACCCAACAGCCCAGUCAGUGGUCGGAGCUUCCGGUAGAUUUGGUUCUUAUGAUCGGUGAAAGGUUAAGUCUAUAUGCGGAUUAUGUUCGAUUUCGCUCAGUGUGCGGCUCAUGGUACUCUGCUCUUCCAAAAACUUUGCGUCCCCACCACCAACAUGAUGAUCAAUAUUUCCCCUUCUUGUUGCUACCUGCUUGUGAGGAUGAUGAUGAUAAUGAUGAUGACAGUAGUAGUUGUAGUGUUGGAUUGUUGAGUAUAGCCGAGAAUAGUAAGAUUUAUCACCUUCGUGGUCUUCCCAUCAAGGAGUUUAGAACCAUGCACUAUGUGGGAUCCUCUCAUGGGUGGGUGGUUACAGUAGAUGAGGCUACUCCUUCCAUGUAUCUCAUCGAUCCCUUCAGCAGGACCCAACUCUCACUUCCACCCAUCUCCACGUUCCGUCAACAGUGUUGGUACGGCAAAAUUUAUAAAGAAUGCAGCAUCCGUGGUGUUUGUAAAUUGGGCGAGUCAUCAUGUGUGCAAAAGGUUGUCUUAUCAUCAAAUCCUUCUUCUUUGUCCUACUCCUCCUCCUCAUCAUCAUCAUCCCUAUACGUUGCGGCCAUAGCCAUCUGUGGUAUGUAUUCAGUAUUGGCCUUCUCUAGACCUGAAGACAAGGCUUGGAGUAGUUUUCUCGCCGACAAUGAUAAUGGGGAGCGAUAUACGGAGGUCUUAUUCUACAAGGACAUUCUCCAUGUCGUCACACGGACCCACUACAGCCAUUAUAUCGAACGCUAUCACAUAGACGUGGACAUUGGUGGUCGUGUUGUUCCAAAGGACGUAGAACGCAUAAGACUACCCAAGGGAUAUAAUAUUAGAUGGAAGAGUUACCUGGUGGAGUCACGUGGGAACUUGCUGAUGGUUGCAAGGGAAGUAAAAAAAAUUGCUUUAUCAAACCCAAUUCUCGGUCCGUAUGGCAAAAGAUUUUUCGAGGAGAAAACAAUUGGGUUCAGGGUCUUUAAGCUGUGUCCACCGGGAAUAAAUAAUGGUACUGAUGAUGAAGGUGGUUAUGAUGGUGAUGAGUAUCAUGAUGAUGAGAGGAGGAAGAAGUCUUCAAAGUGGGUGCAAAUAAAGAACUUGGGUGACAUAGUAUUGUUUUUGGGAGUGAACUCCUCCAUGUCCCUUUCAUGUCAUGAUUUCCCUCCUGGAUAUGCUAUUAGCAGAGGGAAUUGCAUCUACUUUACACAUCAUAAUCAGGUCAAGGGUCGUUACCACGUGAAUCUGGGUUGGGGUUAUGAUAUAGAUGCAUUCGGAGAUAUGGGUGUAUUCUAUUUGAAAGAUGGAAGUAUCGAGCCAAUAUUGCCAUUGCAAGGUUGCCCAAGCAUACGACACCCACUGCGAAGAUUUUUCCCACCACAACCUAUUUGGCUUAGUACUCCCACUUAA
Molecule: messenger RNA, 1440 nt
Organism: Macadamia integrifolia
Lineage: Eukaryota; Viridiplantae; Streptophyta; Magnoliopsida; Proteales; Proteaceae
Exons: 1
Coding region: 1-1440 (479 amino acids)
Source: RefSeq, a predicted model, not a curated record